GCCUGCUGCAUCAAACAACCACAAUCGCUCCUGUGCAAACAACGCCCCCUUCAUCCAAGGCACCACUCCUUCCAAACAUCGAUCUGGCAGUCCACCACCAAACAUGGAUAUUCAUCACCUCAUCCACCAGCAUGACCAGCCACUUCUCCAGCAGGACUACAUGCCCUUCACCACCAUCCCCGCCCCCGACCUGCCAGCAAUGCGCCUCAUCUGGCACCUCAGCCAGCUCGCCACCACCCUCACCACAGGCCUCAACACCUACCUCUCCCUCGAAGCCCUAGCGCGCGACACGCGCACCCACGGCCCGCUCAAACUCCCCCUCAACCCUCACAGCCCGACAUCCCACCCCAACUACGCCUCCGCCCUGCGCGCGCAAGCCACGCUCCUCGCCGACUUGACCCGCUCCCUGCUGCACGCCCGCGACGCCCUCCUCGCCCACCACGCCCCCUUCCACGCCAUCUGCGCCGCCGAGCUCCCUGCAUACCGCUCGCUGGUCGAUGCCGUGCAUUUCCUCCCUCUCACAAUGCAACUUAUUCCCGUGCCUGGAUCGCCUUUCAUGGACGCCGCUGCGCUCGAUGGGUUUGUGGUGUCGACGUUGCCCCGCGAGUCGUGCGUUCCUGAUUCGCAGUGUGUGGCGUUGUUGCGCGCGCGGUGUGAUCUGGCUGGUGAGCUUUUGGUGGGUUGUGGGGAGAGAGGGAUUGUGGGGCGGACGCAUGCGUGGAGGGAGGUGACGGAUAUGUUUGGGGCUCCUCCUGCGCCGUGGUAGGAAUAGGGGGUCUCAAUGGACGCUCUGGGAGGUAUUGGAAUGAUCGCUGUAGAAGAUCGCUACAGUAAUG
Molecule: messenger RNA, 836 nt
Organism: Neohortaea acidophila
Lineage: Eukaryota; Fungi; Ascomycota; Dothideomycetes; Mycosphaerellales; Teratosphaeriaceae
Exons: 2
Coding region: 104-766 (220 amino acids)
Source: RefSeq, a predicted model, not a curated record